AGAUUGCCCAGUUACAUCAAAACGGAAAACGGGGGACGGAAAGUGUAGUGAUGAUCAUGGCGUAUAUUGGUCCCCCACGCACAUCGAAAUGCGAGCCAAGGAAGCAAACCAGGAAUGACAUCGCCACGUUUAGCUCUUCCCCCACAUCUAUGUGAAUCACCAAUCCCCAAACCCUUUCCAUUCUCAGUAAUGCCUUUCUUCUCUGCUUCUCUAUCCACACAUUAGCCCUGUGCUUAUUUUCUGUUUAGGUUCUUUAUAUCUAGAGCUAAGCUAAUCCUGCAACUCAGAUCGGACUACAAUGGCGAGAGGUAAGAUCCAGAUCAAGAGGAUAGAGAACGUGACGAACAGGCAGGUCACCUACUCCAAGAGAAGGAACGGUCUCUUCAAGAAGGCCAAUGAGCUCACUGUUCUCUGUGAUGCCAAGGUUUCUCUCCUCAUGGUUUCCUCCUCCGGAAAGCUUCAUGAGUUCAUUAGCCCCUCCACCACGACAAAGCAAGUGUACGAUGAGUACCAGAAGCUUCUUGGAAUCGACCUUUGGAAAUCGCACUAUGAGACGAUGCAAGAAAAUUUGAAGAAGCUGAAAGAGACUAAUAAGAGUCUGAAGAGGCAGAUCAGGCAAAGGCUGGGCGAGUGUUUGAACGAUCUGAGAUUUGCUGAUCUGCUCAGUCUUGAGAAAGAAAUGGAAACCGCUGUAGAAGUUGUUCGUCUUCGCAAGGAGAAGCUGAUCAUGAAUCAGAUUCAAACCAAGACGAAAAAGAUUCGGAAUGCAACAGCGUGUAACAACAGACUCUAUGAAUUUGAUAUGGAUGAUCCGCACUAUGGACUGGUUGAAGAUGGAGUGGAAUAUUAUGAUUCUGCAGUCAUUGGCUAUUCAGCAAAUGAACACCCUCACAAUGUAUUUCCUUUAAGGCUGCAACCUUCUCAUCAUCAUCAUCCUAAUCUUCACCAUGGAGGAGGAGGAGGUUCAGAUCGUACGACCUACACCCCCUUGCUUUGAUCGAGUAUCAUUCAAGGAAGUUGAUCGAUCCCAAUAACAGGUCGAAAACAUUAAUCUUUGCCGCAAUGAAGUUCAAAACUGUGGUGGAGUACUAUGCAUUCUAUGUAUUGAUAUUAGAAGACGAAAUUAAGCUGUUUAGCUAGCUAGUAGUAGAUGUUAUCUUAAGGGAUGCUUGGCUGGUUGAGAUCGAUGCGUGUAGAGUACUGUACUGUGUCCAUGACAUUCUGAUUGAUCCCGGCAUGUCUUUUGUUCUUUGAUUGCGAUCUGUUUGCUAUAACAGUAGAUUUGAUUGAAGACUUCUGAU
This is a messenger RNA of Fragaria vesca subsp. vesca, 1301 nucleotides long. RefSeq names its product floral homeotic protein DEFICIENS-like. Gene Ontology annotation, biological process: positive regulation of transcription by RNA polymerase II. The transcript has 7 exons. Gene Ontology annotation, molecular function: RNA polymerase II cis-regulatory region sequence-specific DNA binding; DNA-binding transcription factor activity, RNA polymerase II-specific; protein dimerization activity. Bases 299 to 997 code for a protein of 232 amino acids. Gene Ontology annotation, cellular component: nucleus. The record is from RefSeq and is a predicted model, not a curated record. NCBI's taxonomy places the organism in Eukaryota, Viridiplantae, Streptophyta, Magnoliopsida, Rosales, Rosaceae.